Molecule: messenger RNA, 336 nt
Organism: Gaeumannomyces tritici R3-111a-1
Lineage: Eukaryota; Fungi; Ascomycota; Sordariomycetes; Magnaporthales; Magnaporthaceae
Exons: 2
Coding region: 1-336 (111 amino acids)
Source: RefSeq, a predicted model, not a curated record
AUGCACCCCGUCGCGCAGCCUGAGGCGGCCGAAACGGCAUUGGACAAUGCGGCCACACCCGCCCGCCCGCGUCGAUCCACACGUGGACCCACCCCGCGACGCCUCCCGUUGCAAAACCCUCGCUGCCUCGCAGCGACGACAACCCUGCUCGCCGCCCUGCUGCACCUCCAGGAGUCCAGGGCUCUGUUUUUGUCGCCCUUGCCCUUGGGGGUGCCUGCCUCCAUCAUCCCGUCUGUUGCCGCCGCCGCGCCCGUCCCCUAUGCAGAACCCUGGAUCACUGGCUCCCUGGCUCCCUGGGCAGAGGGCGGCCAGAGGGCACGCUGCGGUGGUUGCUGA